This is a messenger RNA of Bactrocera dorsalis (oriental fruit fly), 2466 nucleotides long. RefSeq lists its product as uncharacterized. Bases 987 to 1982 code for a protein of 331 amino acids. The record is from RefSeq and is a predicted model, not a curated record. The transcript has a single exon. Gene Ontology annotation, molecular function: catalytic activity. Lineage: Eukaryota; Metazoa; Arthropoda; Insecta; Diptera; Tephritidae.
GAUAACCUUGGGACCACAAAAGGCGACUACCUUCCGGGGGACGGAUAGCGGCUCUGAGUGGGGACCCUCUUAGCAUGGACAAGUCAUUAACAAACACAACAAACGGAAAGACGACGAAGUGAGAUGAAGGGACGUCGAAUUCGACACCCGGAUUCGUUCCAGGCGGCGCUGCUGCUCCUGUGGCGACGAAACCGUCGCUGAGUAGCUGCAGCGACAGGACAAAGCCCUCGACAGUAGUCUCCUCAUCAGGCGGAAGAACGGGGGGAGCCAGCGCAAAACCGCCGGCUAAGGAGGUAGUGAAGGGUGGAGCCUUGGUGCAUGGCGGAAUCGCUAGCACUAGCAGAGGAACUUCUGCUGGAAUUAUGAAGGGGUCCACGGGGCCACUAGCAGGGGAGCUUUAGCUAGGAAGCUGAAGUCGGACCGUCGACUGGCGGCAAAAAUUGUAGAACGCUACGAUGGUAAGCAUGCUGGUCAGGUGUCUGAGGCCGUGGACAAAGCGGACCUUCCUCUUCGCCCUAGGGCUUGCGUCUGGUUGCCGGCUGAACCUUCCACUGCAAAUGAGAUUGAGGAAAUCCUCAAGUACUGCAACCCCUCACUUCCCACGCAUGACUGGAGGGUUAUAAGGCUGGAUAGAACCGAUGAACCAUAUCGGCAGGCAUUGAUAAUGCUUAACGAGGAGUCCAUCGGUCCUCUCAGUAAAACCAAGGGAGCCAUCAGUUAUAGUUUCGAAAUGGUAGUGCUAAAGGUACUCCCAACGAAUACCAGGGCGGAUGGCACCCAAGCUGCAGAUGCGGGGAAGACUGCAGACGGCGUUAGCGAUGGUCAAACGACCAUGGAAAAUGACCCAAACCUCUUGGACGUGGCGAGUUCUGGAGGCGGUUCGUCGAUUGGCGAUUCCGUCUUCAGCCUCGAACAGCUGUUCUAGGAGGUAAGGGUCGACCACGACAUGAGGGCUGAACUGGCGCUCCUAGAGGAGAGUCUGAGAGAUGAAAUUCCUCCAGAUUAAUCUCCAACACUCAAAGGCGGCCUCCGCCAAUCUACUGCUUCGUCUGGAGCAAGACGAAGCCGAUGUCGUCCUAAUCCAGGAACCGUGGCUGACUAGUAGCGGGAUCUCUGGCUUGAGGACGAAGAGCCAUAAGCUGCUGGCGAACAACGAUGUAGGUAGAAACAGAGCCUGUAUGCUGGUCAGAAAUGAAUUAACGGUAUUUCUUUUACCUAAUUUUAGCAAUGCUGACAUAGUAACAGCAAAACUGGAGUGCGAUACCGGAAAUGUCUGGAUUAUCUCUGCAUAUAUGCCGCAUGAUGAUGCGGUGGAACCGCCUCCCGCAUUGCUAAGGAGAACCUUGGCGGAAGCGUCUCGGAAUGGUGCCGACGUUAUCAUCGGCUCGGACGCCAACUCGCGACACUCGAUCUGGGGCAGCUCGGAUACAAAUAAUAGAGGUGAGUCGCUUUUUGAUUUUAUUGUAAGCGAAAAUCUUCGCAUUUGUAAUAGGGGAAAUUCUCCAACUUUUGUGACCGCAUGCAGGGAGGAGGUUCUCGACCUCACCCUUGCCUCUCAUGCGAUUGCCUCGCUGAUCUCAAACUGGAGGGUCCUCGAUGAUCACUCAUUUUCCGAUCACAGGUAUAUCGGUUUUAGUCUAGUUGGAGAAGGUUCGCCUAGGAAAUCUUUUCGAGAUCUUAGGAACACGGACUGGGAAGGCUACCGAAGGAGGCUUCGACAAACUCUUCCACGUGCACCGGGGGUGAACACACUGGGCACCGCCGAUGUGGUGAACGGUUGGGUCGAAGUCUUCAGCUCAGCGUGCAUUUCUGCACUAGAGAGCUCCUGUCCACUAAAAACGCCAAAGGGCAAAGGGAAACCUCAAUGGUGGACUAUGGAGCUCUCGGAAAUUAGGGCGUCUUGUAGGCGCUUAUUUAACAGGGCCCGUAGGAGUGGGUUAUCUGACGACUGGGCGCUGUAUAAAACAGGUCUUUCGAUAUAAAAGUCCGAAUUAAGGAAGGCCAAGGGAUCUCGUGGAAAACUUUCUGCGAAAGAGUGGAGGGCUGCCACGAUUCCUCUAGAUUCAGGCGCAUUCUUGCUAAAAACCCAGUGCCUCUGAGUUAUAUCAAGGAUGUAAACGGGAGGUGGGCCCUGAGCAGUGAAGAUACACUUCAGAUGCUCCUUGAUGCUCACUUCCCUAGCAGAACGUCCUCUAUAGAGACAUCUCUCGGAGAGUUGCACACUGACUGCACGGCUUUUGCCGACCUUCUGGAUGAGCGACACUUGACAUGGGCGAUUAACUCGUUCAAACCGUUCAAGUCCCCGGGACCGGACGGCAUUAUACCAGCGCAGCUGCAGCAGGCUGUUAAGGUGUCAUGCAGCUGGUUGCUGCCGAUCUAUUCGAACUGCAUCUGAUUAGGUUACAUCCCGGGGGCCUGGAGACGAGUCAAAGUUACGUUCAUCCUGAAGGCCGGCAGGGGGUCCCA